Oldenlandia corymbosa var. corymbosa is the source of this 693-nucleotide messenger RNA. The record is from the annotation of a GenBank genome assembly. NCBI's taxonomy places the organism in Eukaryota, Viridiplantae, Streptophyta, Magnoliopsida, Gentianales, Rubiaceae.
AUGGCGACCGGAGCUGUGGAAAAGUCCCAGGAAGAACUCCGCAAAGAGAUCUAUGAACUUCAUCGCCAACAGCGCGAGAUUAAUGAGCGGCUUCGCGAUCCCAGGGGUCUGCGCCGCGGUGGUUUAUCAGGACCUGGUCCUCGUAAUCUAGCUGUUAACGGAGGACGGCAGCGUGGCUUUGUUAGACCUGCGGAUAGGACUGAUUCUGAAGAUCAACCGGCUCCUAAAAGGCGGCUUUCUUCGGCUGUUUUUAAGGUUGAAGAUGGGGAGAUUGUUGAGAGACGGACUUGGAAGUUCCUCCAGCGGAGCAUGUUCCCAGAGUACUGCCCGAAAAUGAGGAUCCAAGUUUGGCGAACAGGAACAAGAGGAGGCUGGGCUUUAGGUACCCUGGAGCGGUUCAGAAAAGAAGACAUGCAACUUUCUGGAUCUGAAGCAUACAUGCGCCGGUCAGAUUCCCUGAAAAGGGCUGAGCAAUGGGCACGUGAAGAAAGCGAAAAACUUAGACAACAAGAGAGAGAACAGAUUGCGGGAUUUGACUCUAAGAGCACGUGUGGCAGCCAAGGCUGAAGAAAAGAAACUGGAACUGCUUUUUCUUUGAUGGAGUGAGCAUCAGAAAAAACUUGGCAAUUUUAUAAGGUUAUUUCUUAUUUUGGUCCACAAGUGUCCAUAUUCACAGUUUUGUUGACACGAAGA